Molecule: messenger RNA, 2270 nt
Organism: Lineus longissimus
Lineage: Eukaryota; Metazoa; Nemertea; Pilidiophora; Heteronemertea; Lineidae
Product: kelch domain-containing protein 4-like
Exons: 11
Coding region: 95-1807 (570 amino acids)
Molecular function (GO): protein binding
Source: RefSeq, a predicted model, not a curated record
GCUGUCAGUGCGCACGUGUUUCUUGUGUGCGAAAUUUUCUUCUUCACUGUUCUGACUAAAUCCCCAACUCUAAAGAAACCUGCAUUCGUUCGAGAUGGGCAAAAAAAACAAGAAAGAUAAGAAGAAGGGGAAGGGUGCAGAAAAAACCCUUCAGAAAACUGACAAAAAAUUUGGCAAGAAGACGAAGAAACAGCUUGCUGAAACCGGGGAGGAAGAUGUAGAAUCCCUUAUUGCCAAAUUCAAACAGGAUGAUAAGAAGAAAAUGGAAAUCGUUGAGACAAAGUGUCCACCUCCAUCACCGAGGUGUAAUAUGAGUCUGACUGCUCACCCGGACAGAGAUGAACUGAUCAUGUUUGGAGGUGAAUAUUUCAAUGGAAAUAAGACAUUCCUCUACAAUGAUCUGUUCUUUUACAACUGCAAGAAGAAUGACUGGCUCCAGGUGACUUCACCGAAUACACCACCACCUCGAUGUGCUCAUCAGGCAGUAGGUUUGAAGCAGCGAGGUGGGGAGUUGUGGGUGUUUGGUGGCGAGUUUGCCAGUCCUUCCCAGGCGCAGUUCUACCAUUACAAAGAUCUGUGGUGUUUCCAUUUGAAAGAAAAGCGCUGGGAACAAGUCAAAGCAUCAGGUGGACCAUCUGCUAGGAGUGGUCACAGGAUGGUGGCCGUCAAGAAACAGCUCUUUGUAUUUGGGGGUUUCCAUGACAACAUUAGGAACUACCGAUAUUUCAACGAUCUUUAUAUGUUUGAUCUUGAGACAUUCAACUGGAGUAAAGUAGACGUGGUCGGGUCACCACCUGCACCUCGAUCAGCCUGUCAGAUGCUGGUCACAGCUGACCAAAAUCGCAUCAUUGUUGCCAAUGGUUACAGCAAGGAACCAAUCAAAAGAGAUAUCGAUAAAGGGAUUGUUCAUACUGAUAUGGUCAUGUUGUCGCCUCAAACCAGAUGUAAAGAAGGUGAACCGGUGACAAAAUGGAAGUGGACAAACAUGAAGCAGUGUGGUUUGAAACCAGAACCAAGGACAGGAAUGUCAGUCAUUCCAGUUGGUGGCGACAAGGCAUUCUUCUUUGGUGGAGUUCAUGAUGAGGAAGAAGAAGAUGAAGAUGUGAAGGGUGUGUUCUAUAACUCCAUGUUUACCUUGGAGCUCAACAAUGCAAAGUGGCAUGAAACUUAUCUAAGGGGCAAGAAAGACGUAGUAGAGAAACGAACAAGGAGAAGAAAGCAUCGUAUGUCUGGGGACAAGGGUGGUGAAUCUGGGUCCGAGGUUGAUGAAGAUUCCAGCGAUAGCGUCGAUGAAACUGGAGAACAUAUAAAAAAGUUAAAACUUAGUCCGGAGGAGGAAACAAAAAGUGAAGUUGCCAUGGAAACGGAUGGUACUGAAACGACUUUUGAUGAUGGUGUGUUCACUGUGAAAAUAGGACCGCAGAGUUCAAGCACUGGUAACAGCGAUGAUCCUGUUGCCAAGCAAUCUGGGGAGGACCUGUUCAUGCCAACUCCGCGGAUGAAUCCAUUAAUGGCGGUGCAACAUGGUGUUUUGUAUCUCUAUGGUGGUGUUUAUGAGGAGGGAGAUAAGCAGGUGACGUUCUCUGACAUGUAUUCUAUUGAUGUAAGAAAAAUGGACGAAUGGACGACAUUGAUCCAGGACGAGUCAGAGAAAUUGGUCUGGGAAGGUUCAGAUAUUUCAUCAGAUGAAGAGGGAGCCACCGGUGUGGAUGAAGGGAUGGAAGAUGAUGAAGGUGACGACGACGACGACGACGACGAUGAUGAUGAUGAUGAUGAUAAUGAUAAUGAUGAUGAUGACGAAGGUUAGUCUGCAGCCAGUUACUUAGAUUGGGGUUCACUGGAGCCUUCCGAUGUUGAACGAUGUUGCCUAUCUUCAAAGAAGAAUGUCAAUCCUGACCUGGCCUUGGGAAAUAGCUCAAUAGUUGUACAUUUUCAAAUCAUUUCGAUUACCUCUAAUUCUUAGAAGCUCUGUUGCUUCAAGUGUUCUACUCUUUUAGAAGAAUACCUUUUAUAGAUUCUUUCUAUUAAGUAUGAUGGACAGUGGUUGUUGAUAACGUUACAAUGUGUUGAUGUAAUGAGGACUCGUGGUGCUAUUGUAUCGAGUGAUUCCAGGUUCAUCGGAUUGGUUGAAAAUUGCAGAGCCCGGCCAUGAAUGAACCCUAAACGUGUAUAAGUAUUUAGUCGUUAACUAUUGUUGCUGCCUCAAAUAUGAUGUAAUACCAUCAUGUUGGUGAAUAUCUGUAUAUACUCUUAAGAAUUGAUAGUUAUGA